UACCGAGUAUUCCUAUUUCAUACAAAGUUUAACAGAAAGAGGUAUUUACCUUUUUUUUUUUCCUUUUUAAAUAUGGAUGAAUAUGAAUAUGUAUAUGCAUAUGCAUAUUUAUAUAUUUACUUGUUUCUAUACAGGAACAAAAAUUUAUUUUAAAAUAUAUUAUAUCAUACAACUGUUGGAGGAAAAUAAUCAUGUUUCCAAUCGGCAAUUUGAACAAGAAAAAUAUUAUAUUUCAGGCAUGAUAAAAACACUUCAGGUAAAGAAGAAGAUGAUGAUGAUGAUAAAGGAAGAAAGAAUUGUGUUACUAUUGAUUCUCUUUUUCUUUCUUCCUCUAGGGACUUGUACAUUGGGGAAAGAUGAGUAAAAAAGGACAAGCGAAUUCCUACAUAGAACUUAAAAAAACCGUAACACAACUUCUUGAUGUACUUGAACCCAUUUGCUAUUACCCUCUUUUGGUAGAUGCGGAAAUGAAAUCGGAUCGAGCCCUAUCUAUCUUAACCUUAGUUCAUCUCAUCACCUUGAUGAAUAAGCUUGAACCCAUGUUAGCGGAUAUUGUCCGACGUUUAGUGAUGCAGGUGAUAGAGGGAUUGAUCGAUACUGAUUCGCGCCAGCAAUUUGAACGAAUGAUUCAACAGCAGCCUAAAUCACGUUAUAUUUCAUGGAAAAAGAGGGUUAAAUGUACGCCUCAUCUUUGUAGGGAAAUGAAGAAACGACCUGUUUUAAUGCAAGAAGAAAGAGAGUUAUUAAAAGCGAUUAUAACAGAAGAAGCUCUAGACCAAGUAUUAGAAUUAAAUCAAACGGAGAAUGAUGACAAGAGUUUAUAUUUUAUCUGUAAUAAAUGAAUACACAUGGAUCUUUUUCUUUAAAAAAAAAAAGAAAAGAAGAAAGAGGGUUUC
Molecule: messenger RNA, 896 nt
Organism: Cokeromyces recurvatus
Lineage: Eukaryota; Fungi; Mucoromycota; Mucoromycetes; Mucorales; Mucoraceae
Exons: 1
Coding region: 357-842 (161 amino acids)
Source: RefSeq, a predicted model, not a curated record